Messenger RNA from Bursaphelenchus okinawaensis, 1097 nucleotides. The record is from the annotation of a GenBank genome assembly. NCBI's taxonomy places the organism in Eukaryota, Metazoa, Nematoda, Chromadorea, Rhabditida, Aphelenchoididae.
AUGAAUAUAUUUCGACUGGUGGCCGACGCUUCCCAUCUCUUGGCCAUCGGGAUUCUUCUGGCCAAGAUAUGGAAGACCAGGUCGUGUGCAGGUAAGGCAACGUGUUUUUGUUGAUUUUGUCGUUUAGAGUGGUAUUGUAUACAAGAAAGAAAUUGAUAAAGUAACGAAUAUGUUAGGUUUUAUAUAAAAUGUAUUUUUAAUGGCAUUUCGGAUCAUUAUUUUAAAAAUUUUUGGUUUUUAGGUAUCUUAUAUUGCGUAUGUGGCUGUUUUUCCUUACAAUCUUGUUUUUUAAGGUAUUUCCGGAAAGUCACAGCUUCUGUUUGCCAUUGUAUUCAUAUGUCGUUACCUGGAUUUAUUCACAAACUUCGUUUCUCUCUACAAUUCUGUGAUGAAGGUAAGCUAAUCAAGUUUAAUUUAAAAUUUUGUUGUUUUAGUUGUUCUUCUUGUCUUCAUCAAUUGGAACAGUUUACUUGAUCUAUUUCAAAUUCAGAGCGACAUACGACAGGUAAAAUAAAAAAUUGAAGUUUUAUGAUUUAUAUUUUCGGAAUAUUUGCCAUUUUUUUUCAAGAACUAACUUUGUUUAAAAAAUAACUUUUUAGAGUUAUUUUUUGUUACCUAAAAUUUUUCAGGAACCAUGAUUCUUUCCGAAUUGAAUUCUUGUUGAUCCCAACUGCCUUAUUGGGCCUUCUGAUCAAUCAUGAGUUCUCAGUGAUGGAGAUCCUGUGGACCUUCUCUAUCUACCUGGAAUCUGUAGCCAUUAUGCCACAGUUGUAUAUGCUCCAGACGACUGGAUCAGCUGAGACCAUUACUGCUCACUACUUGUUUGCUUUGGGAUCUUACCGAGGCUUGUAUAUCCUCAACUGGGUCUACCGCUACUACAACGAAAGCUUCAUCGAUGUUAUCGCAGUUGUCGCUGGUAUCGUGCAAACUGUGUUAUACGCCGACUUCUUCUAUCUAUACGUCACAAAGGGUAAGUUGUCCUGUUGUUUGAAGGUGCAGUUAACUCUUCAACUGUCAGAUUAUAAUAUUAUGUGGAUGAUUAACAUGUCAUUGUUUCAGUCAUCCAACAGAACCGCAACAUUCAAUUGCCAGCCUAA